This is a messenger RNA of Chrysochloris asiatica (Cape golden mole), 996 nucleotides long. It is a transcript of the gene SLC35B4, whose product is annotated as solute carrier family 35 (UDP-xylose/UDP-N-acetylglucosamine transporter), member B4. Gene Ontology annotation, cellular component: Golgi membrane; endoplasmic reticulum membrane. The transcript is spliced from 10 exons. Gene Ontology annotation, biological process: transmembrane transport. Gene Ontology annotation, molecular function: UDP-N-acetylglucosamine transmembrane transporter activity; UDP-xylose transmembrane transporter activity. The record is from RefSeq and is a predicted model, not a curated record. Bases 1 to 996 code for a protein of 331 amino acids. Lineage: Eukaryota; Metazoa; Chordata; Mammalia; Afrosoricida; Chrysochloridae.
AUGCGCUCGGCCUUCGCGGUGUGCCUGGUGUUCGCAGGCUGCUGCAGCAACGUAAUCUUCCUGGAGCUCCUGGUCCGGCAGCAUCCAGGAUGUGGGAAUAUCGUGACGUUUGCACAGUUCCUCUUUAUCGCUGUGGAAGGGUUCCUCUUUGAAGUGGAUUUGGGAAGGAAGCGGCCAGCUAUCCCAAUAAGGUACUACAUCGUGAUGGUCACCAUGUUCUUCACCGUCAGUGUGGUGAACAACUACGCCCUGAAUCUCAACAUCGCCAUGCCCCUGCAUAUGAUAUUUCGAUCUGGUUCUCUGAUUGCCAACAUGAUUCUAGGAAUUAUCAUUUUGAAGAAAAGAUACAGUGUCUUCAAAUACGCCUCCAUUGCCUUGGUGUCUGUGGGGAUAUUCACUUGCACUUUCAUGUCAGCCAAGCAGGUGACUUCGGAGACCAGCGUGAGGGAGAAUGAUGGAUUCCAGGCAUUUGCAUGGUGGUUACUAGGUAUUGGGGCACUAACAUUUGCUCUCCUGACGUCAGCAAGGAUGGGCAUAUUCCAGGAAACUCUGUACAAACAAUUUGGGAAACACCCCAAGGAGGCUCUGUUUUACAACCAUGCCCUUCCUCUCCCUGGGUUCAUCUUCUUGGCCUCAGACAUUUACAACCAUGCAGUUCUGUUCAAUAAGUCCGAGCUGUACCCGGUUCCGGUCCUUGGGGUGACGAUGCCCAUCAUGUGGUUCUACCUCCUCAUGAAUGUCAUCACUCAGUAUGUGUGCAUCCGAGGCGUGUUCAUCCUGACCACAGAAUGCACCUCCCUCACCGUCACGCUCAUGGUGACGCUGCGCAAGUUUGUGAGCCUCAUCUUCUCCAUCUGGUACUUCCAGAACCCCUUCACUCCAUGGCACUGGCUGGGCACCCUGUUUGUCUUCCUUGGGACCCUGUUGUAUUCGGAAGUUUGGAACCACCUAGGAGCCACGAGACUAAUGCCUCCCAAGGAGGACAAAAAGAACUGA